ACACAUGCGCAAAAAAGCAGUUAUUGCCAGUGGAAGAAUGGCGUCGUCAAUGGGCGGAAUGUUCCCUGGUCAGCAGCCACCUGGAACUCAUCCACCUACAGGUCCCGGUGGUCCAGGUCAGCCAGGGCUUCUCGCAGGCCCACCCGGUAAUAGAUGCGCAAACAGCACUUUGGUUGAUGAGCUGGAAGCUUCUUUCGAGGCGUGUUUUGCAUCUCUCGUGAGUCAAGACUAUGUCAAUGGAACAGACCAGGAGGAAAUUCGGACUGGGGUUGAUCAGUGUAUACAGAAGUUUUUAGAUGUGGCCAGACAGACUGAAUGCUUCUUCCUUCAGAAAAGACUGCAGUUGUCUGUACAGAAACCAGAACAGGUGGAAAAAGAGGAUGCAUCAGAACUGAAGAAUGAACUCCAGAGGAAAGAGAUGCUCAUUCAGAAACAUCUUGCCAAGAUCCACCAUUGGCAGCAGGUGCUGGAGGACAUCAACGUCCAGCACAAGAAGCCCACAGAACUGCCUCAAGGUCCACUGGCUUUUCUGGAGCAGGCCUCAGCCAACCUCCCUGCACCCAUGAAACCGAACUGAUACCUAUGCAGAGAUCUAGAACCCUUUUCUGACUGUAUUCUAGGUCAUACACACUACGGGCCACUGCCUAAGCUCUCUCAGUGACUUGUACGAUAAGCCCUUGUUGUAGACCCUGUCAGUGAUGUUAUCAUUUUAUGUAUGUAUGUAUGUAUGUAUGUAUGUAUGUAUGUACAUGAAGUUAUUUUAAGAGCUAGAAAAGGACCUUUUUCCACUUAUCUCUGAUCAGGGGCUUUAGAAGUCAUUAGGUGCCCAUAAUGAGUAUGUCAAGGGUCUUUGACCGCUGGUCACAAUCACAUUUCCAUGAUUUCAAAUGACAGACGUGUGGUUGUCUGGAACAAGAGGUACAAUGAGCGAAAAUGGCUUUAGUUAGAGAGAAAUUGUGUUUUACAUUGUUGAUUAUUGGAUUCAAACCCCUUUUGUACAGUUUACAGUAAACAUGAUUUUGACAAUUGAAAA
This is a messenger RNA of Myxocyprinus asiaticus (Chinese sucker), 1033 nucleotides long. It is a transcript of the gene med28, whose product is annotated as mediator complex subunit 28. Gene Ontology annotation, cellular component: mediator complex. NCBI's taxonomy places the organism in Eukaryota, Metazoa, Chordata, Actinopteri, Cypriniformes, Catostomidae. The record is from RefSeq and is a predicted model, not a curated record. The coding region runs from base 5 to 577 and encodes 190 amino acids. The transcript has 4 exons.